AUGCGUGCUGCAUUUAUAUUAUUGGCCCUAGGCCUCGCUGCGGUUACAGCCGUACCUUCGAAUCCACAAAGGAUUGUCGGAGGAUCAGUCACAAAUAUUAGCCAGUACCCGUAUGGUGUGGCUCUCCUCUACUCAUGGUCAGGAAGUGGUAGCUUCCUUCAGGCCUGUGGAGGCACCAUUUUGAACAACAGGGCUGUACUUACUGCCGCACAUUGCCUUAUUGGUGACACAAUCAUUCGCUGGCGCAGUCGCGUUGGUUCAACCUUUGCCAACAGCGGUGGAAUUGUUCACACGACCAGCAGAAUAAUUCUUCAUCCUAACUACAACACCAACACCUUUGACCAAGAUAUAGCAAUCAUGCAUAUCACCGGAUCUUUCUCUUUCAAUAAUAAUGUACGUGCCGGUCGAAUUGCUGGCAGCAACUACAAUCUUGCUGAUAACCAACCAGUUUGGGCCAUCGGAUGGGGAGCUACUAGUGUUGGUGGAAGUUCUUCUGAACAGCUUCGCCACGUCCAAAUUUGGACUGUUAACCAAGCUAUCUGCAGAAGUCGUUACGCUGAGUUAGGUCGCACAAUCACUGACAAUAUGCUGUGCUCCGGUUGGCUAGACGUUGGUGGUCGCGACCAAUGUCAGGGAGACUCUGGUGGUCCUCUGUUCCAUAAUGACGUUGUUGUCGGUGUUUGCUCUUGGGGAGAGAGAUGUGCCCUGGCCCGUUACCCUGGUGUUAAUGUUCGUGUAUCUCGCUACACAUCUUGGAUUCAAAACAAAAUGCGUGCAACAUUUUUAGUGGCCCUUAGCUUGGCUGCGGUUUCAGCCGUGCCUUCAAAUCCGCAAAGAAUUGUUGGCGGAUCAGUAACAACCAUUGACAGAUACCCAAGCGGGGUUUCUCUUUUGUAUUCAUGGACAGGAAUUAGUAACUACGUACAAACCUGUGGUGGUGCCAUUAUAAACAACAGAUCCAUUCUCACCGCUGCACAUUGCCUUGAUGGUGACACCAUUAACCGUUGGCGCGCACGAGUUGGUUCUACCAACGCCAACAGUGGUGGAGUUGUUCACACGACCAACAGAAUCAUAAUUCAUCCCGGCUAUAAUAGACGCACCGUAGACAACGAUAUUGCACUCUUGCGAAUCACUGACUCAUUUUCUUACAACAAUAAUGUGCGCGCUGGUCAAAUAGCAGGCGCCAAUUAUAAUCUCGGUGAUAACCAGGCUGUGUGGGCAAUCGGAUGGGGAAGAACCAGCGCUGGUGGAAGUUCUUCUGAACAGCUUCGUCACGUCCAAAUUUGGACUGUUAACCAGGCUACCUGCAGAUCCCGUUACGUUGCGAUCGGUCGCACAGUCACCGACAACAUGUUGUGUUCUGGUUGGCUCGAUGUUGGCGGUCGCGAUCAAUGCCAAGGAGACUCUGGUGGUCCUCUGUACCACAAUAAUAUUAUUGUUGGUGUAUGCUCCUGGGGGGAGAGUUGCGCUCUCGCACGAUUUCCUGGUGUUAAUGCUCGCGUUAGUCGCUACACAGCCUGGAUUCAAAGCAACGCUUAA
Molecule: messenger RNA, 1539 nt
Organism: Nymphalis io (European peacock)
Lineage: Eukaryota; Metazoa; Arthropoda; Insecta; Lepidoptera; Nymphalidae
Product: trypsin, alkaline C-like
Exons: 8
Coding region: 1-1539 (512 amino acids)
Biological process (GO): proteolysis
Molecular function (GO): serine-type endopeptidase activity
Source: RefSeq, a predicted model, not a curated record